Messenger RNA from Tetrahymena thermophila SB210, 1374 nucleotides. RefSeq lists its product as hypothetical. The record is from RefSeq and is a predicted model, not a curated record. NCBI's taxonomy places the organism in Eukaryota, Ciliophora, Oligohymenophorea, Hymenostomatida, Tetrahymenidae. The transcript is spliced from 7 exons.
AUGAGAGUAUAUUUGAUGGAUUCAAAUUACAAUAUGAUAUUCUAUGAUUUUGAUCCAAAUCUUCAAUAAUUUAAAAUAUCUUAAAUAAUACAGUUAGGCAUAAAGUCAUUAGUUUAUAGCUUUUUGUUCAAUUUAUCUACAAGCGCAGGUUCUUUGUUAAUGUUUAAUAAUUUACAAAACCAACUUUUUAUAUUUGAUUAAGAUUUGAAAUUAUUAUACCAACCUUAUUAAUUUAUUGGAAAUCAAAUUGUACACAUAUAUUAGUAUGAUGACAAAACAUAUUUUGUCUUAAUGUAUGCUCCUCUAUACAAUUAAGGUUAUCCUUACUAUACUUCUAGCAUAACUCUGAAUACAACUAUUUAGUUCACCCAUUAUUAUGACUUCAUUUUAGGAUCUUAACUCUUGACUGUUGCAUAAUAUUAGCAAUAAUACCCUUUUGUUAAAAUAGUUCAUGUCUAACCAUAAAGUCCCACUUCUACUUUUGGAGAAGGUAGAGUUUAUACACAAACUUAAGCAUUACAGAGAGCAAAGAAAAUAUCAACUCCUAAUGACAAAAUUUCUAAUUGUGUAACAAAUGCUUAGAAAACAGUUUAUGUAAUAGGCUCUACAACUGGAUCAUUAAUAGUAAUUCCAGAAAAUAAAAAUAUAUACGGAAAUGCACUUCUAUAAUAUUCGCUAGAUUUAACUUAAUAUAAAAUUUUAUCACAACCUAAUCAUUAAGAGUUUUAAGCUUGCUUUUUCUAAGAUAUUGUUAUUUUAUGUAAGAUUAUUUCUAGCUAGAUAAAGUCUAUAGUUUUGAUGCAUGUUAUAGCAUUCACAUCACUAGGAGCAUUUAUUUUCACUAGAUAAAAUCUUGUCUAAGUUGCAAGUUUCUAACCACCAGGAGCCACUUUGGUUAAAGGCUAUUACUUUUCUGAAAUAAAUACUCUAGCUUAUAUCACUAAUGAGAUAAGAUACGGAUAAGUAAAAUUCUAUAGUUUAGAUACUUUGUAAUCCACAGGAAGCGUUGUAAGUACUUUUCCAGAAUUAGGUAUUGGCACUGUCAUAAAUAUAUUCUAUGAUUCAGCAAAUAGCGCAUUUAUAUUUGCAGAUACAUAUGGAAAUUUUUAUUACACUCUUUAUGGGUCCUAGCUGUAUGUGUUCAAUGUGAUAGGAAUUUAUGAAUUUGAGCAACAAUUAAUAAGUGCUCCUAUUGACUUUUUUGUUGAUUUUAGGACAAAUUAAAUAUAUCAUAGAUAUGAGAAACUUCGUAUAUAAUAAUACAGUAAUCUAUACUAUAAGCACGAGGGAUUAAAUAAAUGUCUUUUAAAAUGUAAGCUUAUCAUAACCUGCAUAUUAAAUAAAUAUUAGUUUGAGAUAAUAUUUAUUUAUUGA